Amphiprion ocellaris (clown anemonefish) is the source of this 5534-nucleotide messenger RNA. Its product is annotated as protein phosphatase 1 regulatory subunit 1A-like. Gene Ontology annotation, cellular component: cytoplasm. The transcript has 3 exons. Gene Ontology annotation, biological process: intracellular signal transduction. Gene Ontology annotation, molecular function: protein phosphatase inhibitor activity. NCBI's taxonomy places the organism in Eukaryota, Metazoa, Chordata, Actinopteri, Pomacentridae. The record is from RefSeq and is a predicted model, not a curated record. The coding region runs from base 1125 to 1652 and encodes 175 amino acids.
UUGGAGACUUGUGUUUGCAGCUACUUAUUCAGCAGCAUAAACCUCCCUGAAAAAUCUACCACAGCAUCCGUAUAGGACAAGAACAAGAGCAACACCCCAAACUUGGUCACAUGAGAUCUGUCCUGCAUGGAUUGUAGUGUAAUCUUUUUUGGGUAUGAUGUGCUGCAAGUAAAAGAUGAUAUAAUUAUGGCAAAUGCUACUAGACUCAAGACCAGAGCUAAAAUAUAUGUAUAAAAUACAUAAUGAUUAAUAUUCUAGUAAUGACUGAUGUUUUGAUGGUAUGGUGUGUGUCUGUGGAGGACACACUCACUCACACACAGCUGAAAGAUCGCAAAGUAUAACCUGUAACUUUGGUGUGAAGAUACAUGCUUUGUAGAAUAUUACAUGUGGUGUAGUCAAGACACAAUGGUGCAAACUUAAAGCAAUAUAACUUUUAAAAGAAGGGUAUCAGAAACAUAACGAUACAUAAAGGUAUAAUAUGCAUGAAAUCUGUCUUAAAAUAAUAGGGCAAAGUUUGAACAUGUCUGGGCAUGUUCUCUGUAAAAGAUGACCCAAUGAUAACUUAAUGCACAUGUCUUCUGUAGGGAGUGAUCUAGGGGUGAAAUAUGAUAACCUGACGUCAUGAUCUGACCAAUAGAUUUAGAAAAGUAUAAUGGUGUCAAAACUGUCACUCCUAUCAUACGCCCUAUACCAGCCCUAUUCAAUUAGCGGACCGCGGGCCACAUGCGGCCCGAAAGCAACCCUCGAGUGGCCCUAAAGCAGCUGCCGAGUGACUGGGACUUGGGUCCGAGAAAAACAGAAAAACAUCUUUCAGUAACACUGACAAGUUCUUACAAAAAUUCCAACAUUAUUGCAAACAUUGAAUGCAACACUUACCGUAACCUAGCAACUAACCCACAAUGCCUUGCGUUGAGGAGACGCGUUUGAAAAGUUAACAUUAGCAGUUAUAUACAGGCGAAAAUAGCAGCGUGUCUUUUUCUAUCCUGAAAUGACAAAUCGGCGAGGAAAACCGUCGGUUUAAUCCUGCGUGGACUGACAAGUAUUUAUUUAUUUACCACCAAGUCCGAACGCCAAACCAAUGCGUUUACUCUGAAACGAGUGCUUUGCAACGCUGAAAGAUUAUCAUGUCCGAAGACACCACGUUGGAAAAACAUGCCGCGUUUCGGACAAACUUUCCCGAGGGAUGUCAUGAGAGAGCAGCUAUAAUUCAGAGUUUGACUGCAUCUUACAACCGGAGCUGUACUACUAUGAAGCGGACCUGCACAGCUCAGGAAAGGGCCACGAAAAAGAGGCUGUUCACAGACUCAGAAACUGUGAAGGACUGCAUGUUGGCUGUCGUGGAUGAAGUUUUAACGGACGAUCAAGUUAAGACAAGUGUGACAUCUGCUAUCAAAACAGGUCUGACACGUCAAACAUUCUCGCCACAGAUGUCUUCGAGACAUGAGUUCUCGAGGGAGAGUCUAUUAGAGGCUGCAGGUGGACUCGAGUGCCCUCUCUCCAAGGAGAAAGAGGAUUGUUCCAGUGUUGCCAAUGUAGCAGAUCCCUCGUCGCAACAAAACAACGCACAAGCAGACACAAAAGCGGGAGCAUCCAGUGCGAGUCAGCCAGCAGAGGAGAAGACGAAGAAAUGCAGCCUGGAGAAAGAAAAAUAGAGCAGUCCUCUGCACAACACAAUGCUGUUUAGUGUGCUCAGUCGGCCCAACACAAUGACAGAAGAUUGUGUCUGCAGAUUCACUCUUUAGAAACAUCAGGGCAUCUAUUAUUCUUCUACAUUCAGGCCUUAGUUACCACCUCGAGAACAAGAACAAAGGUUUCUACGUUUAUUUUGUGUCAAAAAUCCUGUGUAAAGGCACAAUUAUUUAAUUGUGUUUGUCUAUUCCAGCUUCCCCUGCACUAAACUAAAACUAGCCUACUGUACGUAUGAACCAGAUGGAGUCGAUUUAACGGCAGAGUCUUUUCCUGUCUCAGUCGCACAGUCAUCAUCAUAAACUACAGCUGAUGUCUUUAAUGUCCCUUAUAAUGUUCAAAGGCAACAAAUAUUUUAUUUGCAAUUCUUCUGGACAGUUUUUACCAUCAAAUAUGUGCCAUGACUUCAGCAAUUAUUUGUUCCAUCUCAAAGCAAUAAAACUGUAUCCGUACCUCAUAAAUAACUGGAGCCAAAACCGUCUAUUUUACUUCAAAUGCCACCACUUAGUCCCAGUGAGGUAGAUGCUGAAUUGUAACUUGGUGCAUAUCACAUCUGGAUUGAUUGACAGUUUACAUCCAAAUAUAUUUGCAUAUUUUUACAUUAUUGGAUUCGACAUCUACAAAUGCAGAGUGUUCUUAAGAAAUACAACUGAUUUCUGUUACAGAAUGACAAAAUUAGGUAAUAAUUAACCUGUCAGUUUGGCAAAUGACAGAAAUUUAAUCAGCAACUAUUUUGAUAUCCGAUUUUAAGACUAACAAUACAUGAUUUUCUGGUUCCAGCUUUGCUGCUUUUGCUAAACUGUGUUUACACAGAAUGCAUUUCAGCCACGUUUUCAGUCUUUCAUACUGAAAUGCUCCUAUUUUAAUGAAACCGGGCAUUUUCACAAGAGUAACAGCUUGCAUUUACACUGAAGUACAUUUUAAGCUCAUAACCACAGUUAUUGUGUUGUAUUAGGCUAUUAAAGCCUCUAAAAUGCAGGUAGCCUACAACUCAACACUGUGCCUGAAAGCCUCCUGUGUCACACAGAUGGAGCACAGCUAACGUACUGCUCAUGACCUCUCUGUAGAUACAGUUUUGUCUUCUAUAAUUGUAAUUUAUAGGCUCUGGACAGUUGAUCGGACAAAACAAGACAUUUAAAAAUGUUACUUUGAGCACUGGGAAAGUUUUUGGGGUAUUUUAUUUUUUAUUUUAUGACAAUUUGUACAUGACAUGAAUAAUGAAUGGAUCAAGAAAAUCAUCAGCAUAUUACCUCCUAAUUAAAACAACAACAUACAUAUCUGCUCUGUGAAAGAGGUUGCCAGAUUGGCUCAAUCGUCAGAAUGGCAACCCUACUUUUUGCCUGCGAUUUUGUCUUUUAGGCAGACUGAUUAUACAGCUAAAGGAGUCAGAAGAUAACGUACAUACUUAUUUUUGAGAAAGAAAAAUAGAAGCCCAAAGAGAGAAAUUUAGAUUUCAUGUAAAAAAAAUAAAAAAAAUCUUUGUAAAUGUUCCCUCUGUUUUCGCAUUAAUUCAUCAAACUACCACUCCAUGGAAGUAUUUGGAGACUUUAUUUCUACACAGUCAGAUAAAUCCCUUGAUGGAUUGUUAAGAGAUUUGGAUACAGCACCACCACUCAGACCUGCUGCUAAUUUUUCCUAGUGGCCACUUGUGAUAUGGCAACAGAAAAUCAUCUGGCAUAGAGGCCCAGAAUGCAUUUUUCCAAGCAUUAUUAUCACAUGUGUAGCCCUGCUGAUGGGACACAACUUCAACAACACAACUUCAAACAAGGACUGAUUUAUUCUUUCUAUUAGUAGUUUUUAAUCUAUGAAGGUUUUGUAUUUUUGAAAUAAGCAACUACCAUUCAAGUGAGCGGCUGCCAUCUUUGAGUCUGGGAUUCACUUUUUACUGUACAUCAAAAAGUGGAGCAGACUCUGAACAACAACCUACACUAGCGUUCCUGCUCAGCUAGCUUCAUCUCAGAUCUUGUCUUGCACCUUAGCUUGCUUAACAAUCAACUAAACAAUCAUUCACCAGAGAAAAAUGUACCAGUUGUGUCAGUUUGCAGGCAAGUUUAUUAACUGGCGCAGCUGUAGCUCAUUAAACUGGAUGCAGACAUACCUGAAAAUGUCUGAUGCAUUUAGAUGCUGGUGUAGUUCCAACUACUGUCUGCCUGUAAAUUCUAAGUUACAGGGCAGGUUUGUUUACUUCGUCUCUAAGGCCUAGUCUAGACCUAAACAAGUCUUUUAAAAACUGGCUUUUUCCUGCUUUGUUCCCCCAAAAAAUCUCUGUCCACAUCAAAACACAAAAACACAUUUAACGUGAAUAUCAAACCAACAGGUGGCAAUAUAAUCCUAAAAUCAUGCUGGCGACUCAGAAGCUUCAAAAAAGGCAGUUUCAGUAGACUACCAACAAUGGUGCAUUGAGGAAGGAUUGAUGCUGAAACUGUAGAGAAACUAAAUUUAAGUGUAAGCAUGUAAAAGAUCCUGUUAAGAAGGUUAGCAUUAGCCUUAUUUCGGCCAUGCAAGUCAUUGCACAAAUGCGCCUUGUGUGAACAAAGGAAAUAAUAACGCACACUCUGACAUCACAGGCCAAAAACCAAACUGCAGUCAGAGUUUCUGAUCAUCUUCACCCAAGAAGGAGUUUUCCAGUAUGUUUUCAUUGACCUGAAAUUGCUUUUGUGUAUUUGCAAAAGACCAAAACACACAUAAAAAGCUAUGUUUUUUUAAAACCUUAAACCUUAUUGGCCUAACAAGGCUCUGGCUGCUGUCAGUUAAACACAGGUGGUAAUAUUUUCUUGAAAAGACCUUUCUUUUCUUUCUUUUAAUGGUAUAAAAGCUAUUAAUGGAAGAAAGACAGUUAAAUUAAUUCUUACUGCAAAAAGGGAUGAUUAAUGUGAUUUCAGCCGGACUUCAGACUUACUUUAUCUUCCUAAUAUUGAAACAGAAAUGUGUUUUACUCUUUGAGCAGGGUGGUGGGUAAUUAAUUACUCACUGAUUAACAACACUGACAUGUCUGCUUAUAGGACUAUAUAGAUAACUUGACUUUAACCACUCAGACCAUGGGGUAGAGGUCUAGUUGACAAGCAGACUACAUAACACAGCAUUGUGUCUGCACUGACAUUUACAUAUUUUGGAUUAACAAGGAGGAAUUCAUUUCCAGCGAGUAAAUUGCACCCUCAUUUUUGACACAUGAAUGCUCCUCGGGAAACUAAAUCCUAGUCAUAAAACACGCUCUUGCAUGGCACUGAAUGUACAUUGACUUCUCAAUUUAAGCCCAAGUCAUUUACUGUACUUCAUUUUGUACAGGACCAAAUUUAAACAGCAACUCAAGCAUUUUAAAUAUGAGACACAUAUUGUCAUUGCUGCAUCGUCUUUUAAUUCUAGUUUUAUAUGUGACAGAAAUCAUCACAACACUCAAACUUUUUACAUCAUUUCAGCUGUUAUUUUCAUCACUGACGUGGCAUUAUCGUGUAGAUUAUGUGACAAUCAUUCCAUAAGCUUCACAUCAUACUUGACAUGUCUGAAAGAAAUAAGUGAACAGAAGUGAAACAGAAAACUGAAGCCACCUUAGUAUUGAUUUCACCAUAGCAGAUUAAUCAGCCACAGCUUCAGCGGUUUAUUUCCCAGUUGUCCACAGUGGCCACUUUAUCCACGAUGAAGAAAGACAGUAAAACAUUCCUCUGAAAGUUUUUGUUUUCUUCUUCUGCAGUGUAUUUAUGGACCAUGUAAUGUUUGUUCUGUUUUUGAAUGGUAAUAGUGUACUUUACAUGAUUUAAAUUUGGGGAGUUUUUGUUCCAGUUUUACUUGAAUUGAUUGAUGAUUACGUCUGUAAUCUAAAUUUGUUUGAUACAAUAAAAUGUUUAAAUUGG